This is a messenger RNA of Epinephelus lanceolatus (giant grouper), 3807 nucleotides long. It is a transcript of the gene pcdh10b, whose product is annotated as protocadherin 10b. Gene Ontology annotation, biological process: homophilic cell-cell adhesion. The record is from RefSeq and is a predicted model, not a curated record. NCBI's taxonomy places the organism in Eukaryota, Metazoa, Chordata, Actinopteri, Perciformes, Serranidae. Gene Ontology annotation, molecular function: calcium ion binding. Gene Ontology annotation, cellular component: plasma membrane.
GGGGACCGCAGUGAGAGAGCAGGGUGCCAAGAGGAGACACAGAGCCAGAAAACAGGAGGACAAGUCUGACAUUUAUUUUCUGAUUAGGGAGCAUCACAGAAGAGAAAACGAAUCUCUUUUUUCUUUUUAUAUAUGGAUACUGAUUUCUGUUUUCCCCAACUCCUUUCCAGGCUGGUUUCAUCACACCAGCAUCACUGCGCUUCAUUGGAAUGUGCGCUGUAGGUUCUCCGGGACACGUCUGAAACACAAGACAACGGAGAUAGAAUAGAAAAGAGCUUCUGCAGUCAGAAAAAGUCCUUUAAAAAUAUCGAAAUGCCUCUCUUUUAAUGGGGCAGAUUUUCCCGGACGCCUCACGCAUUUUUGGAGACUUUUACGCAUUUUGGAGACUUUUGUCUCUCGACUGAUAUGGGUGAUGGAAAUGGACAUUUUGUCCAUUAACAGAGGAUAAUAAGGUUUAUAAUAUUUUCUACCCAAGUGCACUUGUUUUUCCGGCGAUGAUUGUGCUUUUGAUUGUCCUGUGCAUGACGGAUGGAGUGCUCUCUCAGAUACGCUACUCUGUGCCGGAGGAGGCGGACCAUGGCACCUUGGUGGGGAAUAUCGCCGAGGACCUGGGACUGGACCUUACCAAACUGGCCUCCCGCCGCUUCCAGGUGGUGCCCAGCUCUCGGACACCGUACCUUGAGGUGAACCUGGAGAACGGCGUCCUAUUCGUUAACGAAAAAAUCGACCGGGAGCAUAUCUGCAAGCAGAGCGCCAGCUGCCAGCUCAACAUGGAGGUGUUCUUGGAGAACCCACUGGAGCUGUUUCGGGUCGAAAUCGAAGUGGUGGACAUUAACGACAACCCACCCAGCUUUCCGGAGACAGACAUCACAGUGGAGAUCUCAGAAAGCGCCACUCCGGGCACCCGUUUCCCUCUGGAGAGCGCGUUCGACCCUGACGUGGGCUCUAACGCUUUACGCACGUACGAUAUCACCACUAACAACUACUUUUACCUGGAUGUGCAGACCCAAUCGGACGGAAACAAGUUCGCGGAGUUGGUCCUGGAAAAGCCGCUGGACCGGGAGCAGCAGGCGGCGCACAGGUACGUGCUGACCGCGGUGGACGGCGGUCAGCCUCCCCGGACUGGCACCGCGCUGCUGGUGGUCAAAGUGCUGGACUCUAAUGACAACGUGCCGGUGUUUGACCAGCCCGUGUACACGGUGAGCCUCUCAGAGAACGCACCGGUGGGCACGCUGGUCAUACAACUAAACGCCACCGACAUGGAUGAGGGACUAAACGGGGAGAUAGUUUAUUCCUUCAGUAACCACAUAUCCAACCGCGUAAAGGACCUGUUCAGCAUAGACCCGCGCACCGGGCGCAUCGAGGUGCGCGGAGAGGUGGAUUUCGAGGAGAGCAGCCUGUAUCAAAUCUUCGUUCAGGCCAAGGAUCUGGGGCCAAACGCCGUGCCUGCGCACUGCAAAGUGCUGGUCAAAGUCACCGACGUGAACGACAACGCACCGGAGAUCACCUUCAGCACCGUCACCGAGUCAGUGAGCGAAAAGGCGGCUCCCGGCACCGUUAUCGCGCUGCUGAGUGUGACGGACCGGGACGCAGAGGAGAACGGACAGAUACACGUGGAAAUCCUCGGAGAUGUCCCCUUCAAAUUAAAAUCGUCCUUUAGGAAUUAUUUCACCAUAGUGACCGACGGGCCGUUGAACCGGGAGCAGGCGGACUCCUACUCCGUCACUGUGGUCGCGCGGGAUAAAGGGACGCCCUCGUUGGCUGCCAGUAAGUCAAUCCGAGUCCAGGUGUCAGAUGAGAACGACAACGCGCCCACAUUCACGCAGCCCAUAUAUGAUGUGUAUGUGACAGAGAAUAACGUGCCAGGGGCGUACAUACACGCUGUGACGGCUCUGGACCCGGACAUCGGGCAGAACGCGCUCAUCAGUUACUCCAUAUUAGAGUGUGACAUUCAGGGCAUGUCAGUCAAAACCUAUGUGUCCAUCAAUGAGGAGACAGGCUAUCUGUAUGCACUCAGGUCCUUUGAUUAUGAGCAGCUGAAGGAUUUCACAUUCAUGGUCCAGGCCAAAGACGCGGGCACCCCGGAGCUCUCCUCCAACGCCACAGUCAAAGUCAUAAUUGUGGAUCAGAAUGAUAAUGCCCCCCUGGUGCUGGCUCCCUUGGGGAAGAACGGCACAGCCAAGGAGCCCCUGCCCCGAUCAGCUGAGCCGGGCUACCUGGUGACCCGCAUCGUUGCUAUGGAUGCUGAUGAUGGUGAGAACGCCCGGCUGUCCUACAGUAUCCAGAGGGGGAACGAGAACGGCAUGUUUAGGAUGGACUGGAGGACGGGCGAACUUCGGACGGCGAGGCGGGUGUCGGCCAAGCGAGACCCCCACCAGCUGUAUGACCUGCUGAUUGAGGUGAGAGACCACGGCCAGCCGCCGCUGUCCUCCAGUGCCAGCGUGCUGGUGAUGCUGGUGGACAGCGUGGCUGAAGGCCGUGGCGGUGGGGAGCGGGGAGGCACAGCCAAAGCCAAAGACGGCACCCUGGACCUCACCCUCAUCCUCAUCAUCGCCCUGGGUUCUGUCUCAUUCAUCUUCCUCCUGGUCAUGAUCGUGCUGGCCGUGCGCUGCCAGAAGGACAAAAAGCUUAACAUUUACACCUGCCUGACCAGCGAGUGCUGCCUGGGCUGCAGUUCCUGCUGCUCACGGCAGGGCCGUGCCCGUAAGAAAAAGCUCAGCAAGUCGGAUAUCAUGCUGGUGCAAAGCGCUGGCAACGUCAGUGGGGCCGGUACAGCUCAAGUCCCCGUGGAGGAGUCAGGGAGCUUCGGCUCUCACCAUCAAAACCAGAACUAUUGCUACCAGGUAUGUCUGACUCCAGAGUCUGCCAAAACCGACCUCAUGUUCCUAAAGCCGUGUAGUCCGUCUAGGAGCACAGACACCGAUCACAACCCGUGCGGGGCCAUAGUGACAGGGUACACAGACCAGCAGCCUGACAUCAUAUCAAACGGCAGCAUUUUAUCAAACGAGACCAAACACCAGCGAGCUGAGCUCAGCUACCUGGUUGACAGGCCGAGACGUGUCAACAGUUCGGCAUUCCAGGAGGCGGACAUGGUCAGCUCUAAAGACAGCGGCCACGGCGACAGCGAGCAGGGAGACAGCGACCACGACGCCACCAACCGAGGCCAUUCCUCCGGCGCCGAUCUUUUCUCUAACUGCACGGAGGAGUGUAAGGCCCUGGGCCACUCCGAUCGCUGCUGGAUGCCCAGCUUCGUGCCCUCUGAUGGGCGCCAGGGCCCAGACUACCGCAGCAACCUCCACGUGCCCGGCAUGGACUCAGUCCCGGACACAGAGGUAUUUGAAAGCCCUGAGCAAACGGCCGAUAAGUCAUUCUCCACCUUUGGCAAAGAGACGCCUCUCAGUCACCUCCACCACCACCAAAACCACCACCACCUUCUCAAAAACCAUCACCUCAGCCACCAGCAGGGCUCCCUAGAGAGGAAAGAGUUGGAAGCAUUUCUGCCUAGCUCCAGAGCACCUUAUAACCCAGCUUAUUUAACGAGGAAAAGGGUUUGCUAGCUCCUUUCGCGUGGACAUACCAGAGACCGCGUGACUUUGCACAAUCACUCCCCGACGUCUGAGGCUAUAAAAAAAAGCAUCAAGUUUUCAACCCAUUUUUGCCCUCAUCCCUCCUCACCCAGCGAAAAUCUGAAAAUAAAAACACACUCGACUACACACUAAAUGAGGAACGACCCCCUUUCUGGAAUUCCUUGGAGCACUGCCGGGCUUUGGAGGCAACCCACUCUGGGGAUUAGGAGACAGUCGAACA